AUGGCCACCCUCGAUGCCGCAGACGGUGAAGCUGCCGCCAAGCGCCAACGUGUGGGCGGCUGGGCAGAGAACUGCCUGAACCAGGGCUGCCGCAGCGUCCAAUGCUUCCGCAAGCUGAACCGCAUCGACGAAGGCACCUAUGGCGUGGUCUACCGCGCCUGCGAGAUCGACACCGGCGAGGUGGUGGCGCUGAAGCAGUUGAAGCUGGGCGCCGUGAAGUCGGAGGAGGGCUUUCCAGUCUCAUCCAUCCGCGAGAUUUCGCUGCUGCUGGAGCUGAACCAUCCCAAUGUGGUGCAGUGCCGCGAAGUGGUGCUGGGAAAUACCAUGCAGCAUGUCUAUAUGGUCAUGGAGUACGUUGAGCACGAGCUCAAGGUCCUCAUCACCCAACAACGUUUCGCCGUGGCGGAGAUGAAGUGCCUGCUGCGGCAGCUGCUUCUGGGCUUGGCCCAUCUGCAUGCCAUGUGGAUCGUGCACCGGGAUCUGAAGACCUCCAACAUCCUCUUGGACAGGAACGGCAUCCUGAAGAUUUGUGACUUUGGCUUAGCGCGACACUUCGGACAGCCCUUGAGACCCUACACCCACAGAGUACAGUCCCUGUGGUACCGAGCUCCUGAGUUGCUGCUGGGGCAAAGGACCUACAGCAACGCCAUUGACGUUUGGAGCAGUGGCUGCAUCUUCGCAGAGAUGCUGCUGCGGCGCCCCGUUUUCGAGGGCAAGGCCGAAAUGCAUCAGCUUGGGCUCAUCAUGGGCCUUGUGGGCUUACCAGACGAGGAGUCGUGGCCUGGAUGUAGCGAGUUGCCCCACUGGAAGAUGCUGGAAAGCUUCAAGGACACCAUGCCAGGCUGGCGAGAACUCUUCCCCGAGCCGCCGGACAGUACGCUGUCGGAGUUGGGCCUGCUGCUAAUGCGGGGGUUGCUGGAAUGCUGUCCAGCAAGGCGUCUGGCGGCAGCUGAUGCAGUGGAGCACCACUACUUUCAAGAGGUGCCACAGCCACAAGAGCCCAGCAUGUUGCCCACCUUUAAGGACUUGGAUGAAGGGAAGGCACCAGGGCUUCCAGAUUUGUCGGCCAUUUUGUCAGGAGUCCAACAGCUCAACGCGUGGGCAGAGAUAAAAAAACAGGAGCUGUGGAAUCAGAUGGCUGGAAUCAACGACUGCCCGGCAGGCUGGAGCUUGGGAGCUAUGGAUGGCCCCAGUGAGCGAGAGCAAAAAUCGGAUACGGGGAAGUUGGGUCUUGAAGCCCUUGCGAGUGAAGCCCUUCCAGUCAAAAACAGCGGUUUCAACGACCAAUCCAUAGGCCCCCAGGAAAUGUGCCCUUCCCCGCUCGACGAGUUGAGCUUCACCAGUGACGGAUCCGCGGCUGGGAUGGUGGUGAUUGAUGUGUGCGGCGAGCUGCGCUGGGCUGAUGGCGUGAGCUGCGAAUCUGCGGGUGCAGUGGUACAGCCGAAGACCACCGACUUAGCGGGCGACGCCGAAGUGCUGUGCUUCUUGAACGAAGCGCGCGUGGGAAAGGGCCAGUACAACGUGCCGCACUACGUGAUCCAGGGCUACUACCACGAUGAUGGACCGCCCUCACUUGAACAGAUCGUUGAAGGUUGCCGCAUCAUCCGCGAGAAGAUCGAGGCGAACAAGAAGGUCCUGGUCAUUGCUCCAUCUGGGAAGGAGUUCCUGUCACAUCGUCCAUUCUCAGCCCUGUGUGUUGCAGCGUAUCCUCUGUUGAUGAAAAAGUUGAGUUUAGAGGCGGCCUUGGCACCGUGGGCCCAGCUAGACCUUGGGUUUCGGCAACACUCGUGGGCCAACGUGCACAAGCCUCCGCCCAGUGGCAAGCUCUCCCUGACGACCUGUUUGACGGCGCUUGAUUUGGCGCUGAGGCAUAAGUGGUUGGAUGUGGAGGGCUUUGAUGCCAAAGCCACGUCGGAUCUCUGCGCCAAGUGGGACGCCGCUUGGGUGAUCCCCGGGGAAGUGCUGUUACUGGCGGAUCCUAUGACCACCGUGCUGGAUCCAGACCCAGCCACCGCCAGUCACCUGGUAGGGCCCACGGAGCCCAAUUUUGCGGAUUGGUUCAAGUCCUCGAAGGUACACACCUUGGUGCGACUCAACAAGGAUCGAGAAUCAGGGCUCGACAAGAGCUACGAGGCUGCCAGGUUCGUGAACUGCGGCAUGGAACACGUCCAGGCCGCAUAUGAUGACACAGGUGGAGGUGUGCCGAGCCAGGAGAUCGUGAAGAAGGUCAUUCAGGGCUGCAGCACGCUUGGGAUGGACCAAGCUGUGGCAUUUCACUGCAAGGCGGGCUUCGGCAGAUCGGGCGUUUGUGCUGCAAUCUUUGCUAUCCACAAGUACGAUUUGCCGGGUGAGUCAAUGCUGGCGUGGCUCCGGAUAUGUCGGCCAGGAACGAUCACCACCAUGAGCCAAACCAGAUUCCUGCAAUCGUUGCUGGGCAGAGAGGAUGCAGGGCAGGGCCAGCGUGGAGAAAAUGAUGGCUCCGCAGGAAUGCUGUGCAAUUUCAUGAGCCAAUCAUUGGCUGCCACCCUCCAGUGA
Molecule: messenger RNA, 2535 nt
Organism: Cladocopium goreaui
Lineage: Eukaryota; Dinophyceae; Suessiales; Symbiodiniaceae
Source: the annotation of a GenBank genome assembly